AUGGAACAAUUAGGGAAGCACGGCGGAUGGGGGCGAGGCUUAAUACAGCAGGGAACAUGUGGUAGAAAAAUAUCUUCGGAUUUGCAAAUAAGGGAACUUAAGUUAAAUGCAGAAGUCAAGAAAUGGUUAGGGCAAAAUAGCAAACUAAAAGAGGCAAUACAGAAAAUAAAAGGAAAUACACUGUGCACGACGCCCUGGAAGGACGCAUGGAAACUAGACGACAUCCUGGGGAAUGGCAAUACAGAGGAUAAGGAACGGUCGCAGAUUGUUGAGAUAGUGCACGGACUGCAAGACACAAUGAAGGAAAUAUUUAAGGACAUAGGAAAACAGGCAGAGCAAACCAUACAAAAAAGGGAGCAGGCGAAGAAGGCGAACUUAGGUAAGGCAGGGCACCUUGGGGCAGAAGGAAACAAAUUAGAACGACGCAGGAGGGAUGAGCACACACACGACAACUACAGACCGUUUCGAACGAACGAUGGCAAAAAUGGGCACGCCGCCACCACGGCGGCGAACACACCACCAGGGGAACCGCCAGCGGAGGAAGCCAAUAAGAAAAAAGGGGUCGCUAAGGCCUCAACAUCAGGGGGUGAUAAGGACAAAAUUAAAGACAAGGGGAAACAAUCAGGAAAUCAAGCUACAAUUACAGGGACCGAAGCACCAGCCCCACCAGCGGAAAAAACGCCAUCAAGGGCAGCGGACGGAUCGGAUAAAGCAGGAGCUGCGGGUCCCACAACACAAGUAACGGGGACUGUUAGGUCUGAAACAGGACCAGCAGGACCCGUACCACAACCCCCACCUGCGGCACCACCAAAAGCUACCGGUGCAGAGGACAAAGGUACCAAAUCACCACCACCCCCAGAACCGGCACGUCCUGCUGCAGGAGAAGGGGAACCAUCGAAGGAUUCGAAAGAAACAGGUAAGUGCUCCAAGGGGACAGAGACUUAUACAGUCAAAAACGCAGGCGCAGGUGUCCACGGAUCCACAUCAAGUACUUCUGUGUCUUUUGGAACGACAUCUGACAUUGACAGUACUUGUGGGAAGAAACCCGAAGACUCGGGACCACGUAGUCUCCUGAGUAACGAUGCUACUGAGAACUCUCCUAGACCCGCAGUAGCAGCACCAGCAGCACCGGCCCCACCAGCGCCUGCACAGGGAUCAUCAGGAUCAUCCACGUCCAGUGGAUCCGCCGGGGGACCAUCUGCUGGUAGUGCACAAGGUGCAGGAGGUGGUGGCAGUUCCCCCAGUUCAUCACCCAGUUCAAGUUCCAGUUCUGCUACUGGUGCGGCAGACGGUAACCAAACGAAUAGUGGCUCCCAGGGAGAUUUCUCGGGUCUCUCCCUGGAUGACCCUGGAAUCUUCACAGGUCGUAAUCCUGGUGCAGGAUUCGCACCACCAACCUUAACAGAAGAUAAAUCGCGUCCACCGCUUAACAGCAAAGAUGCCGAAAAAGGAGACUACGCAGUUCCUGACCUAACCGCCGACGUCCUUAUCGCCACUACUCCCGUGCUGUUUUUUCUCGCUUCCGUCAUCGUGGCCAUUCUUGGUUAUUCUCUUUGGAAGCGUACCAUCAUCGAGCUACAUCUAGCAGUGCUCAACGAAUGUGAAGCGCCAGAUUGGGAAAACGUCAAAGAGGACUAUUUGCAGAUACUCGUGCAGGAGUUUGCACAUGACUUGGAGCCGCAUGCAAACGAGUAUAGUAGUACCUCGGAUGCUCCUAGCACAAACGAGGGUUUAUCAGGGAACAAUGUUUCCUCCACCGUGGAUCCACCCACUGACUUCGACGGAAAAGAUCCAUGUCUACCGCCUGACCCCGAUCCUUGGAGUUGUAUGGAAACUACACAGUUAGCAACGGACCCUUGUGCACCUCAUGACUGCGAUCCAUGGAGUUGUAUGGAAAACAUACAGUUAGCAACGGACCCUUGUCCACCGACCGAAGACCCCCCAGAUCCAUGGAGUUGUAUGGAAACCAUACCGUUACAAACGGACCCUUGUCCACCUAAUGACUGCGCUUCAUGCAGUUGUAUGGAAUCCAUACAGUUAGAUGCACAACAGAAUGCUCAUUUCAACCCCGAGCACGCGACGUCCGACUGCACCCACUGGAUUAACUGGAUUGACCGCAACAAGUACUUUUUGCGCGAGUGCACGACGCAGCCGUGGUUUUUGCAAUUAAAAGCGGAUUGGAAACAACACGUGCGUGAUCACAUGGCGGCAAACGUGGAGCACGGGCACAGUGCACUCGGUGAAGCGGCAACCCCGCCGAUGCAGAAAUUGGAUCUGUGGAAACAGUGGAUAGCGCAACAACAUCGGCACAUGAGUACAUACAGUCAAGAAGAGUGGUUCAAGCAUUUGUUGCAUAAUGUAGAGGAGGAGACAGUACCGCAACACGGCCAAGCACCUAUAGUGCACAACGACUUAGAAGUGGAAAAAGUAAUGGCAGCACAACAGAUGCUACGAGUGCGAGCUGUACCACGCUCGCAACCACUGCAUCCGCAACCUUACAUGAAAAAACCGUUAACCGCUAAAAUAUGGAUACUGCUCCUGGCAUUAGUCAUAGAACACUGCGAGGUCGAACGCAGUUUGCAGGACAAGGAGUUAUAUGUGGAUGCCCUAUUGCAAAAGUGUUGA
Molecule: messenger RNA, 2625 nt
Organism: Plasmodium fragile
Lineage: Eukaryota; Apicomplexa; Aconoidasida; Haemosporida; Plasmodiidae
Exons: 5
Coding region: 1-2625 (874 amino acids)
Biological process (GO): protein transport to vacuole involved in ubiquitin-dependent protein catabolic process via the multivesicular body sorting pathway
Cellular component (GO): endosome
Source: RefSeq, a predicted model, not a curated record